AUGCUUGCUAAUGAAAUUUCAGAUAUUAUAAAACAAGUUAAUUCAGAAAAAUUUGCAGCCAUCGUUACUGAUACUACAUCAACAUCUCAUUUAGCACCUUAUGAUCUACCUUAUAUUGAAAAUAUAGAUACUCCUGAAUUAUGA
This is a messenger RNA of Funneliformis mosseae, 144 nucleotides long. Lineage: Eukaryota; Fungi; Glomeromycota; Glomeromycetes; Glomerales; Glomeraceae. The record is from the annotation of a GenBank genome assembly.